AUCAUAACUCUCGGAAUAAGUUGUACAAUUCUUUUAAAAUACAUACACGGCCAAGUAACUUUAUCUUUCUCUCUGCCAAAAAACCCUAAUUUCACUCGAACCAAAUCCAUCUUCGUGCGUCUUAAUUUUCAAGAAGAGAGUUAAUCCCUGUUAUUUUUGUGGAAUAUUGCGGUAAUGGCGGCAGCCACAGCGAUGCAAACGAGCCGCGGUGGCGGUUUGAGGAGGGGAGCCGGCGGAAUGGAGGAAGACAAGAUGGUAUUUGAAACGACGGAAGGAGUGGAGGCAAUCACGAGUUUCGAUGGGAUGGGAAUAAAGGACGAUCUGUUGCGUGGAAUUUAUCAGUAUGGAUUCGAGAAGCCGUCGGCCAUACAACAGAGGGCCGUCAUGCCUAUAAUCAAGGGCAGAGAUGUAAUUGCACAGGCCCAGUCUGGUACAGGCAAGACCUCUAUGAUUGCCCUCACUGUUUGCCAGAUGGUCGACACUGCUUCCAGAGAGGUACAGGCUUUGAUUUUGUCACCUACAAGGGAAUUGGCAUCUCAGACGGAGAAAGUGAUACUGGCAAUUGGGGAUUUUAUAAAUAUACAAGCCCAUGCUUGCAUUGGAGGCAAAAGUGUUGGUGAAGAUAUUAGAAAGCUAGAGAAUGGAGUCCAUAUUGUAUCUGGAACUCCGGGCAGAGUCUGUGAUAUGAUCAAGAGGAGGACAUUGCGUACUAGAGCUAUUAAAUUAUUAGUCCUUGAUGAAUCUGAUGAGAUGUUGAGCAGAGGGUUCAAGGAUCAAAUUUAUGAUGUGUACCGAUAUCUUCCACCAGACCUUCAGGUUGUCUUGAUAUCUGCUACCCUUCCUCAUGAAAUCUUGGAGAUGACAACCAAGUUUAUGACCGAUCCUGUAAAGAUUCUUGUGAAGCGUGAUGAGUUGACUUUGGAGGGAAUCAAGCAAUUUUUUGUGGCAGUGGAAAGAGAGGAGUGGAAGUUUGACACACUAUGCGAUCUCUAUGAUACCCUUACAAUUACACAAGCUGUUAUUUUCUGCAACACAAAGCGAAAGGUGGAUUGGCUAACAGAGAAGAUGCGUGGCUACAACUUUACUGUCUCAUCAAUGCAUGGAGACAUGCCUCAGAAAGAAAGAGAUGCAAUUAUGGCAGAAUUUCGUUCUGGUACAACCCGUGUCCUUAUUACAACAGAUGUGUGGGCUCGAGGACUUGAUGUUCAACAGGUUUCUCUUGUGAUAAAUUAUGACCUUCCAAAUAAUCGUGAGCUCUAUAUCCACCGUAUCGGACGGUCUGGUCGUUUUGGACGCAAGGGUGUAGCUAUAAAUUUUGUGAAAAACGAUGAUAUCAAGAUUCUCAGAGAUAUUGAGCAGUAUUACAGUACUCAGAUCGAUGAGAUGCCGAUGAAUGUUGCUGAUCUGAUUUAAAGAGAUGUUUAUUAUUUCGGUUGGCUGAAGGGAAAUGAUGGGAGUGAUGCAUAUAAUUGUGUGAUGGAUUUUUCUGGGUGGUUGCAUUGUGUUUUUUCUGAUGAUGAGGUUGUACCACUUUCCCCAAAAAUGCUGGAUGGUGUUUAACGACUUUACAAAUGGUUUUGGUGACAUGAAACUUACAACUAGACUGUUAACUUUCUUUCUGUUGAUAAGGUUAAGUGAUUUAGAUUUAUUGCACCUUUGCAAAUUUUAAAUCAAAUUUUUAAGUGUGAUGAAUGGAUUGUGAA
Messenger RNA from Pistacia vera, 1703 nucleotides. Its product is annotated as eukaryotic initiation factor 4A-3. The record is from RefSeq and is a predicted model, not a curated record. NCBI's taxonomy places the organism in Eukaryota, Viridiplantae, Streptophyta, Magnoliopsida, Sapindales, Anacardiaceae. Gene Ontology annotation, cellular component: nucleolus; catalytic step 2 spliceosome. The transcript is spliced from 8 exons. Gene Ontology annotation, molecular function: RNA helicase activity; ATP binding; mRNA binding. The coding region runs from base 175 to 1413 and encodes 412 amino acids.